Molecule: messenger RNA, 2940 nt
Organism: Aspergillus wentii DTO 134E9
Lineage: Eukaryota; Fungi; Ascomycota; Eurotiomycetes; Eurotiales; Aspergillaceae
Product: tetratricopeptide repeat protein
Exons: 1
Coding region: 1-2940 (979 amino acids)
Molecular function (GO): protein binding
Source: RefSeq, a predicted model, not a curated record
AUGGCCGAAUCUACCGAUUCCUACCCCACAUCGUUGAACACUUUGUUCGACGUUGCAUCGCCGCUGAAGGGACAGUUCAACCCCGUGCGCUUGGAGGAUGCACAGAUCUUUCCAAUCCUGCAGUUGCCCCUGGCAAAGGCAAUCUUUGGACAUGACUCAUCGGAUCAAGAUACCAUCAACCGUGUUUCUAGUGGAGAAACAUCCUACACCAGCUUUGUUGCUGAAAAGACGAGAGCAAUCUCGCAGACUUCGAUAGAUGGCCUUACACCUGAGCAACAACGUUCUCAACUACUUCACAUCGGUCAGGCUGCUCUGUUCGGUUUUCUGCAGUCCAAUGUCACUGGUCCUCCGUUGAACUUUAGCCCGGCUGAGGUCAUCUUCCCAUCUGCUAUCCAGUCUGAUGCCGCCACUCUCAAAGCUGUCCGCGCCCACGCCAUUCGCGAGCUCUCUGUGGAUGGUGAGGCCGCUUACAAGUUGACACCUAAUGUGGAGCUUUUCUCUGUGGCAAAGGCCGUCCUGGUCGACGCAAAUGUCUUGCAGGAAAACGGUCCCUUGAUGGCUCGGACACUUAGAAUGCGUGUUAAUUUCCUCCACCAGAAGAUGCUUUCGGAAGUCACCGGCACAUUGCAAAAUGAAAUCUAUAAUGGUGUUGAGGAGCUGGCGAAGGCUUUACUGGGUGAAAACUCGGUCUCUUCUCCGCAAGAAAAAGGAAUAUUCCUCCUGGAACGAGCAACUAUCAAUACUCACCAUGGAUUCGACAUCAAAGCCAGAGCAGACAUUGAACAGGCUGCAGCACUGAGGAAAUUCGAGUUUGCUUUGGUUGGAAAGCUGGGAAAGAGAACCAAGUUCCAAGAGCGCGACAUCAGUCAACUCGUUGUUUUAGCCAAGAGUUCUGACGAUAUCUCUUCCCCCGAGAAGGACACUACUCAACCGUCAGGGCCCAAGAACCUGGAUCUCAAUGAUGAUACCCUUCUGGAGUCUAUCUCUUUUACCAAGGAUACGGAACAGGCACCCAAAGAUAAGCCCGUGACCGUCCAAGACGAGUCCUCUCUAUCACCUACCUUGGCAUCCCUAGACGCCGGAAACCAGCCCAUCCUUGACCCUAUUGACUCCGCCAUCCUUUUGGCUAUGGCAUCGGCCAUCACCAACACCUCACCCGAUAACGGAUUGACCCGAGAAGAAACCCAACCCUACGCAAACCGUGUCCUUGAGGGUGGUAGCUCCAACUGGCAGAUCUACACCCAAGCCUUGCUUGUCCGAAGUAGAGUCGAAGGCUAUAGAGCGCGUACAGUUGAGAGAGCAGUUUUGCAGUUGCAAGCCCUCGUUGACCAGAUCAUCGCGGACACUGCCACCUCUGACACAGACGCCACUACGGCUGUCGAAAAACCGACAACCUUCCUCCCCAGACCCGAGGAGUCAGAAUCCGCAUCCGCUGCUGAACGACUUGAGUAUAUCUGGCCCUUGAGCUUCUCGACCAGAUGGGACCUCGAGUCAGAGCUGGCAGAACGAUGGGUGAACAUCGGAGGUUUGCGAACCGCUCUUGACAUUUACGAGCGCCUACAGAUGUGGGCUGAAGCAGCUCUCUGUUACGCCGCCACUGAAAAAGAAGAGAAGGCCAAAAAUAUCGUUCGUGGACAGCUCUACGAACCCACCAACAGGGUUGUACAGGAUGAGGACAAGGAGAAAUUCGAAGGUCCCGAACUUUCUCCCCUUCCUGCUGAUGCUCCACGAUUGUUCUGUAUUCUGGGUGACAUCGAUACGGAUCCAACUAUGUACGAGCGUGCUUGGGAUGUCUCCAACAAGCGUUAUGCCCGUGCCCAACGCUCUUUGGCUCGUCACUAUCUCACCUUGAAGCCCCCCGCUCUGGAGAAGGCAGAGGAUGCCUACCGCAAAAGUCUUCACAUCAACCCGCUCAACCAUGGUGCCUGGUUCGCUCUUGGUUGUGUCCAGCUCGAGUUGCAGCAAUGGGAUAACGCCGUCGCUUCUUUUCAACGGACUGUUCAGAUUGAAGACACCGAUGCCGAAGCAUGGAGUAACCUUGCCGCAGCUAUGCUCCGAAACCCCAGACCAGCGACAGAAGAAGAUGAUGAUGAGGAGACAGAAACGACUAAUACUACUCAAGAAAAGCUCGACGACGAAGAAGACGAACAACCGGCUCCGAAGAAGCAAAAAGACCCAUUUAAGCGUAAGCGGGGGGCCCUUGCAGCCCUCCACCGCGCCGCACACCUCAAACACGUUGACGCUCGCAUUUGGGAUAACGUCUUGACAGUAGCAGCUUCAAUUCCGCCUCCAUUCACACCAUUUCAAGAUGUCGUUCACGCCCAGAAACGACUCAUCGAAAUUCUUGGCCCGAAGAAGGGUGAAGAAAGUGUUGAUCUUCCCAUUCUGUCCAUUCUGGUCGACUUUCUCAUCAACAAUUACGAGUAUGAGAAGCUUCUGAUCGAUAUCAACGAAGACCCAUCGCUGCCUGCCAACCGUGUCAUCCGCAGUGGUACAGUCCCCGGUCAGAUCCUUUCACUCGUUGACGACCAUGUUGUGCCAUUGAUCACCCACUCCGCCCGGCUCUGGCUCGUCGUCGCCCGCGUGGAGCAGUGGCGUGAGCGGCCAUCCAAGGCAUUCGAAGCCAAUGAGAAGGCCUGGCGUGCCACCAUCGCCUCAUCAACACAGGGUGCGUUCCAGAUGGGCGAUGAGAAGAAGUGGUCGGAAGUUGUCCGGGCGACAGAGAAGCUGGUUUGUGAUGGCUACGCCAAGUUUGGCCCGAUGGAUAAGGAGGGCCAAGAAGGCGUUGCCGAUGGAGAGGCCGAGCUCGUUGCCAAGGACUGGCGAUUCAAGGCCCGUAGUGCUGUUAGGGGAAUCCUGGGUAAGGGCAAAGACUUCUGGGAGGACAGCGAGGGCUGGACUCGUUUGAAGGGGUUGCAGAGUGAGAUGGGAAGUGGUUAG